Gadus chalcogrammus (walleye pollock) is the source of this 17060-nucleotide messenger RNA. RefSeq names its product ryanodine receptor 2a (cardiac) (gene ryr2a). Gene Ontology annotation, cellular component: Z disc; sarcoplasmic reticulum membrane; sarcolemma. Gene Ontology annotation, biological process: intracellular calcium ion homeostasis; calcium ion transmembrane transport. Gene Ontology annotation, molecular function: calcium ion binding; protein binding; ryanodine-sensitive calcium-release channel activity. Bases 1 to 14922 code for a protein of 4973 amino acids. The record is from RefSeq and is a predicted model, not a curated record. Lineage: Eukaryota; Metazoa; Chordata; Actinopteri; Gadiformes; Gadidae. The transcript has 115 exons.
AUGAAGGUUGGCAUCGCAGGGCUUCAUUCAGUUGACCUUUUCUUUCAUCUUCUGUCCCAGGACGACGAGGUGGUGCUGCAGUGCUCUGCCACUCUCCAUAAAGAGCAGCAGAAGCUUUGUCUGGCUGCUGAAGGCUUUGGAAACAGGCUGUGCUUCCUAGAGUCCACGUCCAACUCCAAGAAUGUGCCUCCAGACCUGUCCAUCUGCGCCUUUGUUCUGGAGCAGUCUCUGUCGGUCCGGGCGCUGCAGGAGAUGCUGGCCAACACCGAGGAGAAGGCUGAAGGGCAUGUAGAUGUGGAAAAAUGGAAAUUCAUGAUGAAGACAGCCCAGGGAAGCGGACAUCGCACUUUACUUUACGGACAUGCUGUUCUCUUACGACACUCCUACAGUGGGAUGUACUUGUGCUGUCUGUCCACCUCCCGCUCGUCAACAGAUAAACUGGCCUUUGAUGUGGGACUGCAAGAAGACACUACAGGCGAGGCUUGCUGGUGGACCAUCCACCCAGCCUCCAAACAGCGGUCGGAGGGAGAGAAGGUCAGAGUUGGUGAUGACCUCAUCCUAGUCAGCGUCUCCUCAGAACGAUACCUGCACUUGUCCCAUGGUUAUGAACACCUCCACGUGGACGCAGCCUUCCAGCAGACCCUCUGGAGUGUGGUCCCCAUCUGCUCAGGCAGUGAGGUGGCCCAAGGCUACCUGAUCGGGGGAGACGUGCUGCGGCUGCUCCAUGGACACAUGGACGAGUGCUUGACCGUGGCCUCCGGGGACCACGGGGAGGAGCAGAGGAGAACGGUGAACUACGAGGGCGGAGCGGUGUCCAUCCACGCCCGGUCCCUGUGGAGGCUGGAAAUGCUACGGGUGGUGUGGAGCGGCAGCCACACCCGUUGGGGCCAGCCGUUCAGACUACGACACGUGACCACAGGGAAGUACCUGAGUCUGCUGGACGACCGCUCCCUCCUCCUGACGGACAAAGACAAGGCGGACGUCAAGUCUACCGCCUUCUGCUUCAAGUCAUCCAAGGAAAAGUUGGAUUCCGGGAUGAAAAAGGAAAUAGAUGGAAUGGGAGUGGCUGAUAUAAAGUACGGCGACUCUGUGUGUUACGUCCAGCACAUGGACACCAGUUUGUGGCUCACCUACCAGGCCAUGGAUACCAAGUGUGCCCGCAUGGGCGGAGUGCAACGGAAGGCCAUCAUGCACCACGAGGGCCACAUGGACGAUGGCCUCACUCUGUCUCGGUCACAGCAUGAGGAGAGUCGUACGGCGCGAGUCAUUCGGAGUACCGUAUUCUUGUUCAACCGCUUCAUCAGGGGCCUGGACGUGCUCUCUAAAAAAGGGAACACCUCUGCUCUCGAUCUGCCAAUCGAAUCGGUCAGCCUCAGUUUGCGGGAUCUGAUAGGCUACUUCCAGCCCCCGGACGAGCACUUGGAGCACGAGGAGAAGCAGAACCGGCUACGACAUCUGAAGAACCGGCAGAAUCUGUUCCAGGAGGAGGGGAUGACCAGCCUGCUCCUGGAGUGCAUCGACCGGCUCCACGUCUACAGCAGCGCCGCCCAUUUUGCCGAGGUUGCAGGGAAAGAGGCGGGGGAGGCGUGGAGGUCCAUCCUUAACUCGUUAUACGAGCUCCUUGCUGCACUCAUAAGGGGCAACCGGAAGAAUUGUGCUCAGUUCUCUGGCUCUCUGGAUUGGCUGAUAAGCAGACUGGAAAGACUGGAAGCUUCAUCUGGUAUACUGGAGGUUCUACACUGUGUACUGGUGGAAAGUCCUGAGGCCCUCAAUCUCAUCAAAGAGGGACACAUCAAGUCCAUUAUUUCUCUGCUGGACAAACAUGGACGCAACCAUAAGGUUCUAGACGUGCUGUGCUCCCUGUGUGUGUGUCAUGGCGUGGCGGUGCGCUCUAACCAGAACCUGAUCUGUGACAACCUUCUGCCGGGCAGAGACCUGCUGCUACAGACCAGGCUGGUCAACCACGUCAGCAGCAUGCGGCCCAACAUCUUCCUGGGCGUGAGCGAGGGCUCGGCGCAGUACAGGAAGUGGUACUACGAGCUGAUCGUGGACCAGGUGCAGCCCUUCGUCACGGCGGAGGCCACCCACGUCCGCGUUGGCUGGGCCAGCACCGACGGCUACGCCCCCUACCCAGGGGGGGGCGAGGGCUGGGGCUGCAACGGGGCGGGGGACGACCUCUACUCCUACAGCUUCGACGGACUCCACCUGUGGUCAGGGUGUAUCGCACGGACAGUGAGUUCUCCCAACCAACACAUGCUGACGGUGGAGGAUGUGGUCAGCUGUUGUCUGGAUCUCAACUCGCCCAGCAUUUCCUUCAGGAUCAACGGUCAGCCGGUGCAGGGCAUGUUCGAGAACUUCAACUGUGACGGACUGUUUUUCCCUGUCGUCAGCUUCUCUGCUGGGAUUAAGGUGCGUUUCCUGUUUGGAGGACGUCACGGAGAGUUUAAGUUCCUUCCGCCGCCGGGCUACGCCCCGUGCUACGAGGCCGUGCUGCCCAGGGAGAAGCUCAGGGUGGAACACAGCCAGGAGUACAAGCAGGAUCUGGCCGGGACCCGAGACCUCCUGGGACCCACUCUCACACUCUCUCAGGCUGCCUUCACUCCCACACCUGUGGACACCAGCCAGAUUGUCCUACCACCCCAUCUGGAGAGGAUCAGGGAGAAGCUGGCAGAGAACAUCCAUGAACUUUGGGUCAUGAACAAGAUCCAACUGGGCUGGACCUACGGAGUGGUGCGGGAUGAUAACAAGCGGCAGCACCCGUGCCUAGUGGAGUUCUCCAAGCUGCCCGAGCAGGAGCGCAGCUACAACCUGCAGAUGUCUCUGGAGACCCUAAAAACCCUCCUGGCCCUAGGCUGUCACGUUGGCCUGGCCGAUGAACACGCCAUAGAGAAGGUCCACAGCCUGAAGCUUUCCCCUAGCUAUGAGUUGACCAGCAGCUAUAAGCCGGCUCCCCUGGACUUGAGCCACGUCAAACUGGCAUCUGCCCAGGAGGCCAUGGUGGACAAACUGGCAGAGAACGCACACAACGUCUGGGCCCGAGAUCGCAUAGGCCAAGGCUGGACUUAUGGCAUUCAACAGGACGUGAAGAACCGCCGUAACCCUCGCCUGGUGCCCUACGCCCUGCUGGACGAGAGGACCAAGAAGUCCAACAAGGACAGCCUGAGAGAGGCGGUUCGCACCCUGCUGGGAUACGGGUACAACCUGGAGGCCCCGGAUCAGGACCACGCCCGGGCGGACCUCGACAACGUUUCAGCCGAGCGCUUUCGUGUCUUCCGAGCAGAAAAGACUUACAGUGUCAGCGCCGGCAAAUGGUACUUUGAGCUUGAGAUCCACACUGCGGGUGAGAUCAGGGUGGGAUGGGCCCGGCCAGGCUGUCUGCCGGACCAGGAGCUCGGAUCAGAUGAACAGGCCUUUGCAUUUGAUGGCUUUAAGGCGCAGCGUUGGCACCAAGGGAACGAACACUUUGGCCGCUCCUGGCAGCCGGCCGACGUGGUGGGCUGCAUGGUGGACCUCGGGGAACGCACCAUGAUGUUCACCCUUAACGGAGAGGUUCUGCUGGAUGACUCUGGCUCAGAGCUGGCCUUCAAGGAUUUUGAAGUCUACGAAGGGUUCAUCCCGGUAUGCAGUCUGGGCGUUUGUCAGGUGGGCAGGAUGAAUUUUGGCAAGGACGUAAGCACCCUGAAGUACUUCACCAUCUGUGGCCUGCAGGAGGGCUACGAGCCCUUCGCCGUCAACAUGAACCGAGACAUCACCAUGUGGCUGGGCAAGAGGCUGGCCCAGUUCAUCCCUGUCCCGCACAACCACGAGCACGUCGAGGUGAGCAGGAUCGACGGGACGAUGGAGUCGUACCCAUGUCUGAAGGUCACCCAGAAGUCCUUUGGCUCUCAGAACAGUAGCACUGACAUCACCUUCUACCGCCUCAGCAUGCCCAUCGAGUGUGCUGAGACCUUCUCCGCCUCUCUGGGCGGCGGCGCGCCAGCCUACGUCUUCCCACCCAAGAAGGAGUGCGAGGACUUUGAGACGGUAGCUGACUUUGAGGUUCUGGUCAAGUCUUCUCACGGUCACAUGGGGGUCCCCAGUGAGAAGGACGAGUUCAACAACCACAAAGACCACAACCAGGAGAAACCCUCCAAGUUCAAACAGCGGUUGAUGCUGAAGAGGGCCAAGCCAGACAACAGCUCCAGCUCUGCUCGGCUCUCAGAGGAGGUGACCGUGGCCGGUGAUAUGGACGAUUGUGAGUUUCCGAUGCAAACCUCUACGUACUUCUUCUCGGUGCGCGUCUUCCCGGGGCAGGAGCCCGGGAGCGUGUGGGUGGGAUGGGUCACCUCUGACUUCCAUCAGUACGACCCUUCCUUUGAGCUGCACAAGGUGCGCACGGUCACCGUCACCCUUGGAGACGAGAAGGGCAAAGUUCACGAGAGCAUAAAGCGCAGCAACUGCUACAUGGUGUGGGCUGGAGAGUGCACCAGUCCAGGCCAGGGACGUAGCAACAACAACGGCUUGGAGAUAGGAUGUCUGGUGGACACCGCCAGCGGACUGCUCACCUUCACGGCCAACGGGAAAGAGCUCAGCACUUACUACCAGGUGGAGCCCAGCACCAAGCUGUUCCCUGCAGUCUUUGCUCAGGCCACUAGUCCCAACGUGUUCCAGUUUGAACUGGGUCAUAUAAAGAACGUGAUGCCGGUGUCAGCCGGUCUGUUCAAGAGUGAGAAGAUGAACCCGGCGCCGCAGUGCCCCCCGCGGCUCCACGUGCAGUUCCUCACCUCGGUGCUGUGGAGUCGGCUCCCCAACCACUUCCCUAAGGUGUCGGUGUCCAGGGUGAACGACAGACACGGAUGGCUGGUCCAGUGCAACGAGCCGCUGCAGUUCAUGGCGCUUCAUAUCCCUGAAGAGAACAGGUCCAUGGACAUCCAGGAGCUGUCAGAGCACGCCGAGCUGCUGAAGUUCCACUACCACACCCUGCGGCUGUACUCGGCCGUGUGCGCCCUGGGGAACAACCGGGUGGCCCACGCCCUCUGCUCCCACGUGGACGAGGCCCAGCUGCUCCAGGCCAUAGAGAACAAGUACAUGCCAGGGUUGUUGCGUACCGGCUACUAUGACCUCCUCAUGGACAUCCACCUGAGCAGCUACGCCACAGCCCGCCUGAUGAUGAACAACGAGUACAUCGUGCCCAUGACCGAGGAGACCAAGACCAUCACGCUGUUCCCCGACCACACCAAGAAGCACGCGCUGCCGGGCAUCGGCCUCAGCACCUCGCUGAGGCCCAGGAUGCACUUCUCCUCCCCGAGCUUCGUCCGCCGAGCGGCCUCGCGAGGGGGCAGCAACGCACCGGCCCUGUCGUGGGACUGCUUCCAGCACAGCCCCGAGUUCCCCUUGGAGACGCUGAAGACCAAGACCAUCGGCAUGCUGACCGAGGCGGUGAGGGAGGGCAGCAUGCACGUGAGGGACCCUGUGGGCGGGAGCAGCGAGUUCCUCUUCGUGCCCCUCAUCAAGCUCUUCUACACGCUGCUCAUCAUGGGGGUGUUCCACAACGGAGACCUGAAGAACGUCCUGCAGCUGAUCGAGCCCAACGUGUUCUCAGAGGGAGCCGGCGCCCCGGAGGAGAGGACUCCGCAGGCCUCGGCCCCGGAGGUGCCGUACGGGGCUGACGGAGCAGGAGGAGGAGGAGGAGGAGGAGGAGGAAGAGGACUGCUCCAGAUGAAGCUUCCAGAGCCAGUGAAACUCCAGAUGUGCCGCCUGCUGCAGUACCUGUGUGACUGCCAGGUUCGUCACCGCAUUGAGGCCGUGGUGGCCUUCUCCGACGACUUCGUAGCCUGCCUCCAGGCCAACCAGAAGUUCCGCUACAACGAGGUGAUGCAGGCGCUCAACAUGUCCGCCGCGCUCACUGCCAAGAAGACGAAGGAGUUCCGCUCCCCACCACAGGAACAGAUAAACAUGCUGCUGAACUUCAAGGAUGAGAAGCACGAGUGUCCCUGUCCAGAGGGCAUCAGGGAGCAGCUGAUGGCCUUCCAUGAAGACCUCAUGAUCCACUGCGGCAUAGAGAUUGACGAGGACAAAGGAAACGACUGCGACGGUGACUGCACCUUCCGCGGCCGUCUGAUGUCGCUGGUGGAGAAGGUGGCCAACCUCAAGAGGAAGUCCGAUGAGCUGCCCAAGAAAAAGAAGGACAAGAAGCCCAGCACCCUCCAGCAGCUGAUCUCUGACACAAUGGUCCGCUGGGCUCAGGAGUCGGUCAUCGAGGACCCUGAGCUCGUCAGAGCCAUGUUCGUCCUGCUUCACCGGCAGUAUGACGGCAUCGGAGGGCAGGUACGAGCGCUCCCCAAGACCUACACCAUCAACGCUGUGUCGGUGGAGGACACCAUCAAGCUGCUGGCGGCACUGGGCCAGAUACGCUCACUGCUCAGUGUCCGCAUGGGGAAGGAGGAGGAGAAGCUGAUGAUCAGAGGACUAGGGGACAUCAUGAACAACAAGGUCUUCUACCAGCACCCCAACCUGAUGCGGGCGCUGGGCAUGCACGAGACGGUCAUGGAGGUCAUGGUCAACGUGCUGAGUGGGGGAGAGUCCAAGGAAAUCACGUUUCCCAAGAUGGUGGCAAACUGCUGCCGCUUCCUGUGCUACUUCUGCCGGAUCAGCCGUCAGAACCAAAAGGCCAUGUUCGACCACCUCAGCUACCUCCUGGAGAACAGCAGCGUGGGCCUAGCGUCCCCAUCGAUGAGGGGCUCUACCCCUCUGGACGUGGCGGCGGCGUCGGUCAUGGACAACAACGAGCUGGCCCUGGCUCUGAGGGAGCCCGACCUGGAGAAGGUGGUUCAGUAUUUGGCAGGAUGUGGGCUCCAGAGCUGUGCCAUGCUGGUCUCCAAGGGAUACCCCGAUAUCGGCUGGAACCCUGUCGAAGGAGAACGCUACCUGGACUUCCUGCGCUUUGCUGUCUUCUGCAAUGGAGAGAGUGUGGAGGAGAACGCCAACGUGGUGGUGCGGCUGCUGAUUCGUCGGCCUGAGUGCUUUGGCCCCGCCCUUAGAGGCGAGGGUGGUAACGGGUUGCUGGCAGCCAUGGAGGAAGCCAUCCACAUCUCGGCCAACGCCUGCAGAGACCGCCCCUCCUCGCCCGCAUCCGAGAGCACCAAGUCCCUCAGUGAGGACGAGGAGGACGACACCAUCCACAUGGGCAACGCCGUCAUGACCUUCUACGCCGCGCUCAUCGACCUGCUGGGCCGCUGCGCGCCUGAGAUGCACUUGAUCCAUGCUGGCAAAGGAGAGGCGGUCCGCAUCAGAGCCAUCCUCAGGUCUCUGAUCCCCAUCCAGGACUUGGAGGGAGUCAUCAGCAUCCCCUUCUCCAUGCCCACUCUAGCCACUGACGGAUCCGUGGUGGAGCCAGACAUGUCGGCAGGGUUCUGCCCGGACCAUAAGGCGGCCAUGGUCCUGUUCCUGGACCGGGUCUACGGCAUCGAGGACCAGAACUUCCUCUUACACCUUCUGGAGGUUGGCUUUCUACCAGACCUCCGAGCCGCAGCCUCACUGGACACUGCGGUUCUCAGUGCCACGGACAUGGCUCUGGCCCUCAACAGGUACCUGUGCGCAGCUGUGCUGCCCCUGCUGACUAAGUGCGCACCGCUGUUUGCCGGCACGGAGCCGUACGCCUCGCUGAUCGACUCCCUGCUCCACACCGUGUACCGGCUGUCCAAGGGCUGCUGCCUCACCAAGGCCCAGAGAGACGCCAUCGAGGACUGCCUCUUGGCUGUGUGCGGGAAGCUGCGUCCCUCCAUGAUGCAGCACCUCCUAAGGAGGCUGGUGUUUGACGUCCCGCUCCUGAACGAGCACACCAAGAUGCCGCUCAAAUUGCUGACCAACCACUACGAGCGGUGUUGGAAGUACUACUGCCUUGCUGUUGGGUGGGGCGGCUUCGGGGUGGCCUCCGACGAGGAGCUGCACCUCUCCAGGAAACUCUUCUGGGGCAUCUUCGAUGCUCUGUCACGCAAGCGGUACGACCAGGAGCUGUUCAAGCUGGCCCUGCCCUGCCUGAGUGCGGUGGCCGGGGCUCUGCCCCCGGACUAUAUGGAGUCCAACUAUGUGGCCAUGAUUGAGAAGCAGUCCUCUAUGGACUCGGAGGGAAACUUUAACCCACAGCCUGCAGACACCAGCAACAUCAGUGUUCCUGAGAAGCUGGACUACUUCAUCAACAGAUAUGCGGAGCAUUUGCAUGAGAAGUGGUCUAUGGAUAAGUUCUCUGAGGGCUGGCUGUAUGGAGAGCAGCUGUGCGAAGCCACCAAGAGCCAACCUCUCCUCAAGCCCUACAAAGGUCUUUCUGAAAAGGACAAGGAGUCGUACCGCUGGCCGAUCAAGGAGUCCAUCGGGACUAUGGUGUCCUGGGGCUGGGUGGUGGAGCGCAUCAGAGAGGGAGACCCCAGCAGUCUGCAGAAGUCUCGUCGGAUUUCACAAGUCAGCCAGCUGUCUUUUGAAGGAGCUCCCGGUUUCAGUCCGAGGCCCAUCGACAUGAGCAACGUCACUCUGUCCAGAGACCUGCACUCAAUGGCUGAGCUUCUGGCAGAAAAUUUUCAUAAUACUUGGGCUAAAAAAAAGAAGAUGGAAAUGGAAGCCAAAGGUGGAGGCAGUCAUCCGUUGCUGGUCCCAUACGACACACUCACUGCCAAAGAGAAGUCCAGAGACCGUGAGAAAGCACAGGAGAUCUUUAAGUUCCUCCAGAUCAAUGGCUACACCGUAUCUAGGUGUGUGAGGGAGCAGGACCUGGACACGCCGGCCAUAGAGAAGCGUUUUGCCUACACCUUCCUGCAACAGCUCAUAGAAUACGUAGACAAGGCCCAUCAACACAUGAUGGACGCCGAUGCAGGAACCCGAGCCAAGGGAGAGGAAUGUCCCCAGGAGCAGCAAACCAAGUUCUUUGGAAAGGUUCUCUUGCCAUUGGUGGACCAGUACUUUAAGAACCAUAGGCUCUACUUCCUGUCUACAGCCAUUCGUCCAAUCAGCAGUGGCGGCCAUGCCUCAAACAAGGAGAAGGAGAUGGUGACCAGUCUUUUCUGCAAACUGGGAGUUCUUGUCAGACAUAGGAUAUCGCUUUUUGGAAACGACGCCACUUCCAUCGUUAACUGCCUUCACAUCCUGGGACAGACGCUGGAUGCAAGGACGGUCAUGAAGACGGGGCUGGAGUCGGUGAAGGCAGCACUGCGGGCGUUCUUCGAGAGCGCGGCGGAGGACCUGGAGAAGACCCAGGACAACCUGAAGCUGGGCCAGUUCACCCACGAGCGCACGCAGCCGCGCGACGUCACCCAGGUCAUCAACUACACCACCUUCGCCCUGCUGCCCGUGCUCUCCUCCCUGUUCGAGCACAUCGGACAGAACCUCUUCGGCCAGGACCUCAUCUUGGACAAUGUUCAGGUGUCUUGCUACAGGAUCCUCAACAGUCUCUACUCACUCGGGACCAGCAAGAGCAUCUAUGUAGAGAGGCAUCGUCCGGCCAUUGGAGAGUGUCUGGCGGCCUUCUCUGCAGCCUUCCCCGUGGCCUUCUUGGAGCCCUACCUGGAUAUGUUCAACGGCUUCUCCAUCUACAACAGCAAAGGAGCCAAGGAGAGAGGAGCUCUUGGGCUUCCAGCCCCGGUGCUUGAGGCCUGUCCUCUCAUCCCCUCCCUGGAGAAGACCCUUGAGGAGAUCAUGACGCUGGCGGAGUCGGGCAUCAGGUACACCCAGAUGCCCCACAUCAUGGAGGUGGUGCUGCCCAUGCUGUGCAGCUACAUGUCCCACUGGUGGGAAUACGGUCCAGAGAACAACCCGGAGAGCACCGACCGCUGCUGCACCUCUCUGAGGUGGGAGCACAUGAACGCCCUCCUGGGAAACAUCCUGAAGAUCAUCUACAACAACCUGGGCAUCGACGAGGGCACCUGGAUGAAGAGACUGGCAGUAUUUUCUCAGCCAAUCAUCAGUAAGGCCAAUGCUCAGCUUCUCAAGACCCACUUCCUGCCUCUGAUGGAAAAACUCAAAAAAAAAGCGGCUGUGGUCCUCAUGGACGAGGAGCAGACCAAAGCCGAGGGCAGAGGGGACAUGUCGGAGGCAGAGCUGCUGGUGUUGGAUGAGUUCACCAUCCUGGUCCGGGACCUGUAUGCCUUCUACCCCCUCCUCAUUCGCUUCGUCGAUUACAACAGGGCGAAGUGGCUGAAGGAACCGAACCCAGAGGCAGAGGAGCUGUUCCGCAUGGUCGCCGAAGUCUUCAUCUUCUGGGCCAAGUCGCAUAACUUCAAGAGGGAAGAGCAGAACUUUGUGGUCCAAAAUGAGAUCAACAACAUGUCCUUCCUCAUCACCGAUACCAAGUCUAAGAUGUCGAAGGGUGCCAUUUCGGACCAGGAGAGGAAGAAGCUGAAGAGGAAAGGGGACCGCUACACCAUGCAGACCAGCCUGAUCGUGGCCACGCUGAAGCGCAUGCUCCCAGUGGGGCUGAACAUCUGCGCGCCAGGAGACCAGGAGCUCAUAGCGUUGGCUAAGAACCGCUUCACUCAGAAAGACACGGAAGAUGAAGUUCGGGAGAUCAUCAAAAGCAAUCUACAUCUUCAAGGGAAGUUGGAAGACCCAGCGAUUCGAUGGCAGAUGGCCCUGUACCGAGACCUUCCCAACCGCAACGAGGAGACCUCUGAUCCGGAGAAGACUGUGGAGAGGGUGCUAGAUAUCGCUCAUGUCCUCUUCCACUUAGACCAGGUGGAGCACCCCCAGCGCAGUAAGAAGGCUGUGUGGCACAAGCUGCUGUCCAAGCAGAGGAAGAGGGCCGUUGUGGCGUGCUUCAGGAUGGCUCCCCUGUACAACCUGCCCAGACACAGAGCUGUCAACCUGUUUCUUCAAGGCUACGAGAAGUCCUGGAUCGAGGCAGAAGACCACUACUUUGAAGAUAAGCUCAUAGAGGACCUGGCUAAAUCUGGCGAGGAUGAGCCAGCCGAAGAGGAAGACAGUCUGAAGCACAUUGACCCGCUGCAUCAACUCAUUCAGCUGUUCAGCCGAACCGCUCUCACUGAGAAAUGCAAACUAGAUGAAGACAAUCUCUACAUGGCCUACGCCGACAUAAUGGCCAAGAGCUGUCACGAUGAGGUGGAGGAGGACGGAGACGAAGUGAAAAGCUUUGAGGAGAAGGAGAUGGAGAAACAGAAGCUGCUCUACCAGCAGGCUCGUCUCCACGACCGGGGAGCGGCUGAGAUGGUUCUGCAGACCAUCAGCGCCAGCAAAGGUGAGAUGGGCCCGAUGGUGGCGUCCACUCUGAAGCUGGGGAUAGCGGUCCUCAACGGGGGGAACUCCACCGUGCAGCAGAAAAUGCUUGACUAUCUGAGAGACAAAAAGGAUGUGGGAUUCUUCCAGGGUCUGGCCGGCCUCAUGCAGUCCUGCAGUGUUCUGGAUCUGAAUGCGUUCGAGAGGCAGAACAAGGCAGAGGGACUGGGCAUGGUGACAGAGGAAGGAUCAGGUGAAAAGGUGAUGCAGGACGACGAGUUCACCUGUGACCUGUUCCGCUUCCUGCAGCUCCUCUGUGAAGGACACAACUCUGAUUUCCAGAACUACCUUCGAACCCAGACAGGGAACAACACGACCGUUAACAUCAUUAUAUCUACUGUGGACUACCUCCUCAGAGUACAGGAGUCCAUCAGUGACUUCUACUGGUACUACUCCGGGAAGGAGGUGAUCGACGAGCAGGGACAGAGGAACUUCUCCAAGGCCAUCAACGUGGCCAAGCAGGUGUUCAACACGCUGACUGAGUACAUCCAGGGCCCGUGCACAGGGAACCAGCAAAGUCUGGCCCACAGCCGCCUGUGGGACGCGGUUGUGGGCUUCCUGCAUGUCUUCGCCCAUAUGCAGAUGAAACUGUCUCAGGACUCCAGUCAGAUAGAGUUACUGAAGGAGCUGAUGGACCUCCAGAAGGACAUGGUGGUCAUGCUGCUCUCUAUGCUUGAGGGUAACGUGGUGAACGGCACCAUUGGCAAGCAGAUGGUGGACAUGCUGGUGGAAUCUUCCAACAACGUGGAGAUGAUCCUUAAGUUCUUCGACAUGUUCCUCAAACUCAAAGACCUGACCUCCUCGGACGCCUUCAAGGAGUAUGAUCUGGAUGGCAAAGGUGUGAUCUCCAAGAGGGACUUCCAUAAAGCCAUGGAAAGCCACAAGCACUACACCCAGUCGGAAACGGAGUUCCUCCUCUCCUGUGCAGAGACGGACGAAAACGAACUGCUGGACUAUGAGGAGUUUGUGGAGCGCUUCCACGAGCCGGCCAAGGACAUUGGCUUCAACGUGGCAGUUCUGCUGACCAACCUGUCAGAGCACAUGCCCCACGACACACGGCUGCAGACCUUCCUGGCGCUGGCGGAGAGCGUGCUGGACUACUUCCAGCCCUACCUGGGGAGGAUCGAGAUCAUGGGGAGCGCCAAGCGCAUUGAACGGGUUUACUUCGAGAUCAGCGAGUCCAGCCGGACGCAGUGGGAGAAGCCCCAGGUGAAGGAGUCGAAGCGACAGUUCAUCUUUGACGUGGUGAACGAGGGCGGCGAGAAGGAGAAGAUGGAGCUGUUCGUCAACUUCUGCGAGGACACCAUCUUCGAGAUGCAGCUAGCCGCGCAGAUGUCGGAUGCGGGCGAGCGCUCGGCGGUGAAGGAGGAGAGCGAGCAGGAGCGGCCUGAGGAGGCGGGCCCCGAGACGGGCUUCUUCUCCGUGGCCACCCUGCGGACGGCGCUGCUCGCGCUGCGCUACAACGUGGUGAUCGUCAUGAAGGUGCUGUCGAUGAAGAGCGUGAAGAAGCAGGUCAAGAGGUUGAAGAAGAUGACUGUCAGGGACCUGGUGACCACGCUGGCCUCUUUCUACUGGUCCACGCUGCUCCGGGUCCUGUACGUGGUCUUCAGCGUGGCCAGGGGCUUCUGCAGGAUCACAUACAAGAGCCUGAUGGGAGGCAGCCUUCUGAACGGCGGCAGCGCCAUGAAGGUGUCGGAGCUGCUGGGCAGCCUGCCUGACCUCAGCCAGGAUGAGGGGGUGCGUGGGGAGGGGGCGGAGCCAGAGAAGAAGUCCUCAGACCGCGCCUUCCACCCCGAGGAUGAGCUGGCAGACCUGGCCAUCAACACCGGCGAAACCGAGGUUCUGUCGGACAUCUUCGGCCUGGACCUGAGAAGGGAGGGGGGCCAGUACAAGCUCACGCCCCACGACCCCAACGCAAGCCUGACCCACCUGCUGAUCUCCCCUCCCCCCGCCGCAAUCCCCUCCCCGGAGCUCAGACAGAGGCACCAGAUUAAGAGUUCAGGCUUGGAGGACAGCGAAGGAACAGCAGAGACCAGCCAUGAGUCCAAGAAAACAGGGCCUGAGAACGAAGACAAAGACAAAGCGAAAAAAGAGGCGAUGGCUAAACAGAAGAUCCGACAGAAUUACAUCUUCAAGUCUGAGGAACCAGACCUGCAGGAGUCCGUCUUCUGGAAGAAGAUCAUCGCCUACCAGAGGAAACUGUUGAACUACUUUGCCAGGAAUUUCUACAACAUGCGGAUGCUGGCUCUGUUUGUGGCCUUUGCCAUCAAUUUCAUCCUCCUCUUCUACAAGGUGUCCACGUCCUCGGCCGUGGUGGAGCAGAAGGAGCUGCUGUAUCCCAGCAGCCAGUCCAGGGUGGAGUGGGCCACACUGGAGGAGAUGGAGGGCCGGGCGGCCGAGGAAGGCCGGGAGGCCCCCAGGCCGGUCACGGUGCACUUCGUCCUGGAGGAGAGCAGCGGUUACAUGGAGCCCACCCUACGUAUCCUGGCCAUCAUGCACACGGUCAUCUCCUUCUUCUGCAUCAUCGGCUACUACUGUCUGAAGGUGCCGUUGGUGAUCUUCAAGCGUGAGAAGGAGGUGGCCCGCAAGCUGGAGUUUGAUGGCCUGUAUAUCACGGAACAGCCGUCUGAGGACGACAUCAAGGGCCAGUGGGACCGACUGGUCAUCAACACACAAUCUUUCCCAAACAAUUACUGGGACAAAUUUGUGAAGAGAAAGGUGAUGGAUAAGUACGGAGAGUUCUACGGCCACGACAGGAUCAGCGAGCUGCUGGGGAUGGACCGGGCCGCGCUGGACUUCAGCGACUCACACGAGAAGAGGAAACCCAAGAAAGACAACUCAUUAGCUGCUGUGCUGAACUCCAUUGAUGUUAAAUACCAGAUCUGGAAACUUGGGGUGGUGUUCACUGAUAAUUCCUUCCUGUACCUUGCCUGGUACAUGACCAUGUCUAUUCUGGGACACUACAACAACUUCUUCUUCGCUGCCCACCUGCUGGACAUCGCCAUGGGCUUCAAGACGCUGCGCACCAUCCUGUCCUCGGUCACGCACAACGGCAAACAGCUGGUUCUGACGGUGGGCCUGCUGGCGGUGGUGGUGUAUCUCUACACCGUGGUGGCCUUCAACUUCUUCAGAAAGUUCUACAACAAGGGUGAAGACGGAGAGUCGCCCGACAUGAAGUGUGACGACAUGUUGACUUGCUACAUGUUCCACAUGUACGUGGGCGUGCGGGCGGGCGGGGGAAUUGGCGACCAGAUUGAAGACCCUGCCGGAGACGAAUACGAAAUCUACCGCAUCAUCUUCGACAUCACCUUCUUUUUCUUCGUCAUCGUCAUCCUCUUAGCCAUCAUUCAGGGUCUGAUUAUCGAUGCUUUCGGGGAGCUGAGAGACCAGCAGGAGCAGGUGAAAGAGGACAUGGAGACAAAGUGCUUCAUCUGUGGAAUAGGGAACGACUACUUUGACACGGUCCCGCAUGGCUUUGAGACGCACACACUGCAGGAGCACAACCUUGCCAACUACCUGUUUUUCGUGAUGUAUCUAAUCAACAAGGAUGAAACAGAGCACACAGGCCAGGAGUCCUAUGUGUGGAAGAUGUACCAGGAGCGUUGCUGGGAGUUCUUUCCUGCCGGCGACUGUUUCCGGAAGCAGUAUGAGGAUCAACUCAACUGACGGCUCUGAAGCAGCAACAACAGACUCUCGUCUUCCUUCCUAGUGACCCUUGGGCUGGUGGUGAUACAGCAUCGCCCCCCCAACUCGCUCCGCCCCAGCGGCCCUCUGCAUAGCAUCUCCCCAGGCCCCCCGCCUCCUAAACCUCUGCCCCCACAUCGCACGCCACGUCCUUGUCUCUGGAUCCUGGCCACAGCAGAGAGGACGGCCCCCUCGUACCGGGAUCCAGCUAGGAGCCGAUGCUGUCAUACAGGCACCCAGUCAUGCUACCGCCCCCCUUCUGCUCAGCUUCUGGGGUCAGAGUUCGCUGAACCCUGACCCUUAUUACAUUCAUGGUUCAUCACCACGUGUAACUACCACCAACACAUCUUUUUUUAUAUAUAUAUAGUUUGGUCCUAAAAACAAUCCUGUUCAGCUAACUCCUUAGUUUGCUUCUCCGUCAUCCUUACAUCAUCAAUGAUUUACUUUGACACGAUAUGUGAAACGUGUUCGUCUUGAUAUGACGCCUUUAAUUUGACUCUGACAAGCAGGACACAGAGUGAAGGCGACAGGGGCACAGAGACGGGGUGAUAGGGGCCAGGAGGGGACUUUAGUGAAUAAAGAGAGCAGAGAACCUGGUUCCAAUGUUUGUAAUGCUGACAAUGGAUGUCAACAUAAUGAUUGUAGACAGAAAUGCGAGCGAGAUGCCGUUGACUUUGGAGAAGCGGUUGAAUGUGUACACGGUGCAUGUUGCAUGUGCGUACGACUAGCCCUUCAUGCCUCGAGGAGCCCCUAGGCUAAACGGACAGGAAGUGGUCAACGUGAGAGAGACUAGUGCCUUACUGAAGCCAGGGAAGAGCUAUGCAAGAUGGAGAAUUAAGGGAACAGUUUUAUAGGUGUGUGUGAGAACAACAGAGUACGGUCAAGCUGCGCUUGAAAUGCAGUCAGUCAAAAACCACAUUGUAAAUGGCAAGGUCAAAUGUAACAGCGCUGAACAAUCCAAUUAAAGCUGCUGUAGGUAGGAAUAGAGAGGAUUAAGAAGGGAUCAUCUGUGACGGACAGGCAAGAUGGAUGCCCGUCCAAGUUUCAUCCAAGGCAGGCAGUCAACUCAAAAGCAGAUAUUCUGACCGAGCGUUUCACUCACAGUAUUACCCACAGCACCUUUUAAGACCAGAAUAGGGACCCAUUUCCAUGACAUGAUGAAUGAGAUGAGGGUAGCACAGUGUGGUGACUAGCAGCCCAAAGGCACUACGUUCCAUCCUCAGCAGGCUAGCGCUAUGCUUCCACUCACCUGUCCUUAAAGACACAUCUUAAUUCACUUAGUCACUUUGGACCGAAGCAUCUGCUAAAUGACUAAAUAGUAAUUUGAAUACUAAUAUAUUUAAUCUACAGCUUAAUAUUAUUCUCUUGGCGGUUCAUUAUUUGUUCAAUUGAAUCCCACCAUUCAUCAAAGUACUCCUACCUGUUAGUUAGUUGUUCUUUAUGUCUCUGGUUUGAAAUCCCUCUAAACCUCCAGCUUCUCACCCCCGCUGAGAUGUGAUUACAUCCCUACAGAACCCGGAGACAAUGCAAUAGACUGUAGGUUUAACUCUUGACAUUUGCAAUUUAUUUGAGCAACUGUGGAAACAUUUAAACAAUUCUCAGAAUUCAAAGACAUGCUAUAUUAGAAUAGCCAAGUGUAGAAAAUAUUCACCCUUAAGCAUUUUCUAUUUGACAAACCUUCAGAGCGGUUCUACUUCACGGUUCUCUCGACAACAGGAACACUGCUGUUGACAUCAUGUGGCUUUCUCUAACCGGGUCCGAUUUAAUUUGUUUUCUAUAGUAGGCCUACACUUUUCUGUAGCAAAUUGCUAAACCUUUCAUAAAAAUAAAAUUGCCAUACGUCAUGAAAAGAUAAUACUAUUAAUUAAUAGUAAGUGAUGUUAUUCUUUAGAAUAGUAAGUGUCAAAAUACAAAAGUAUUGUAAGAUAGGUUGAGAACAUCAAUUUAUUUUAGUGGAUUCGGAUUUUGUAAUCAUAAAGACAUGUUAUCAGUUAGUACCCAACUCUCGAGACUGUGCGCAUGUAUAUAGGUGUAUGCGUGUGUAUGGAUGCGUGUGUAUGAGUGAGUUUGUAGGGGUGUGCAUUGGUGCAUGUGUUUGGUUGAGUGAGUGUGUAGGGGUG